CAAUUCUCACCACGCAGAAGGCUGAGUGAAAGGUACAGCAUGCGACUGGGGGAAUUCUCAGGUUAGGAUCGUGACUGUUUCGUGAUGCUUGGCUCUGAGGUGCUUAAGCGCACAUUGAUAGGCGCUCGAUAAAUCCUGCGGAAUGAUGCUGGGUGACAAAUGGACGGACUGAGCGAUUUGAAGCUGAAAACAUGAGCUGGAUCCUUUUGUGCCGGUCAUGCAUGAUCGAAAGAGGCUAAAUGAGGGAAAGAAUGAUGAAAAGAAGCCUUUUAUUUACCUCUUGGCUUGCCUUAAAAUUCCCCUCAUACUACACUCUGUUCAGUUCCCCUCCCCUUUCUUUUUCUUGCUUUCGCUCUAUCUCUCCCUCCCACAGUUUCUCCCCUCCCUUCACUCAUCAAAGCCAGUACCCUAGUAUUCUCUCUACAGCUGCUUCCUCUAUGGUCUCUUGGAAAAACAGCCUGCACAUCUCUCACAUGCAAGAUCUUUUUUAACAUUUCAUCGCCUGGACAGCAGGAUGCUUCCAUGCAGGCUCUGAUUCCUUUCUCUCCUUGGGCUUUCCCCUUCCCCUUCCCUCUCCUAAAUUCCUGCCCUUUGACCCUGACCCUUCCCUUUCUUCACGGUUUCCCCUUACCCUCUAUUUCCUUCUCAAUCUUCACACCCACUUGACCAUGUUGCCAUGUGUCUGCCGGGUCCAUCCUCUCCUUGCCUUUAUCUCAUUUGCUUUGCUAAUACGAGGGGAAACCUGUCCAGCCACCUGCAAGUGCCCGGACCCUCACACGGUGGAUUGUAGUGGUCGAGGACUCACUCGCCUCCCAGACGAGAUCCCGCUGGAUGUGCGCAGGUUGCUGCUGUCCAACAAUUGGAUCCCGCGCAUUCCUUCUGACUUUCUCGUGCUCUACAGUGACCUAGUGUAUCUGGAUCUGAGGAACAAUUCACUCUCUCACAUUGAGCCGGGAACCUUGAGCACCUCCUCCAGGCUUGUUUUUUUAGACUUGGGAAGCAACAACCUGACUGAGAUACCAAAAGGAACAUUCGGCGAGUCCCGGAGCCUCAUCAAAUUGCGUUUGGGAAACAACCCACACCUGAGUAUGGUCAACGAGGACGCCUUCAGGGGCUUGACCUCACUACGAGAACUUGAACUGGAGCGAAAUGCCCUUUCCAGUCUUCAGGUUGGUGCGCUCAGCCAGCUGCCUUCUCUGCGGGUCGUCAGGUUAGAGGGGAACCCUUGGGUGUGCAAUUGUAACUUUGCCAACCUUUUUGCUUGGCUAGUUGAAAACAACCAAAAGCUUCCAAAUGGUAUAGAGGGUAUGGAGUGCUCUUUGCCCACCGAUGGCCGCCGUGUGCCUCUCAGUCAGCUCUCCCAGGACAGUUUCCGGGAGUGUCAGAUCACCCUGACCCUCACCGACUUCCUCAUCAUCAUCUUCUCGGGCAUCUCCGUGUCCGUAGCGGCCAUCAUGGCCAGCUUCUUUUUGGCUUCCACCGUUCACUGCUUCCAGCGCUGGAGCAAAGGUACCAAAGGCGAGGAUGAGGAGAGCGAAGAAUGAGCAGGAAAUCAGACUAAACACAACGGACUGUAUGAACAAUCAGACACCAGCUACAUGAACAAGAAUGUCUUUGGAUGAGAAGAACAACAGGGCACACCUGCACUACAAAAAUAAAAGGCUGAUUAUUCCCAUCGAUGGAUAAAUACAUGUGACAUGGAAACAUGGAACGUAGCCAUAGUAUUUCAAAUUAGUGGUUCAUUUCUUACAUUUUGCUGUCCUCAGUAAUGGAUUACAAUCAGUAUCAUGAUAUAAUAAGAUCAUACUAAUAGUCUCAAAGACUGCUGCUAUUCUAUUGUGCCAAAUUAGUAUCAAUAAGAUGGAAAGUCUAGUUAAAAAUGUUUUAAUAGAGGCUGUAGCCUGCUUACAAGAAAAAUUGUGGGUUGAGUAUAAAUAACAAUAUAAAAUUCUAUUGUCUAAGGUAGGAAGAAAGCCAUUCGGUAGUUUCCUAUUUUCUUCACAGAUCUAAAAUAAUCAACAAACAGCAUAAAAAAGUAGUGUGAUAUCUAGUUAAGGAAUGAACAACUCAAAUGUUGCACUUUAAAAAUAAAUUUCCUCCUACGUCCCGCUACGCCCUCUGUCUUAUCUAACGGUCAUGCCCAGAUCUGCCAAAGAUGAUACUUAGAAACGAGGGACAAUAAGAGUUUUAAAUGGUUUAAAAAGGUGGAGGUGUGGUAAAAAAAUAAAUAUAGAUUUAUUUUUGCUUUUCAGAAAUGUGUGAAUACAAAUGUAUAAUAAAAUAACAUAUCUAAAUGUAUUUGCGAAAUUGCAUAUUUAACUUAAAUGUCAUGCUUCCAGAUAUUCACUUAGUUAUGGAGGCAAGGGAAGGAGAAAUGCGCUUCUUUCAUGCUGUGAUAUGUCACUGCUUACAUUUUACUCAAAAAAAAGGAAA
Molecule: messenger RNA, 2433 nt
Organism: Clarias gariepinus (North African catfish)
Lineage: Eukaryota; Metazoa; Chordata; Actinopteri; Siluriformes; Clariidae
Gene: lrrc38b
Product: leucine rich repeat containing 38b
Exons: 2
Coding region: 669-1544 (291 amino acids)
Cellular component (GO): voltage-gated potassium channel complex
Molecular function (GO): transmembrane transporter binding; potassium channel activator activity; voltage-gated potassium channel activity
Source: RefSeq, a predicted model, not a curated record